Molecule: messenger RNA, 1086 nt
Organism: Bipolaris sorokiniana ND90Pr
Lineage: Eukaryota; Fungi; Ascomycota; Dothideomycetes; Pleosporales; Pleosporaceae
Exons: 6
Coding region: 1-1086 (361 amino acids)
Molecular function (GO): oxidoreductase activity
Source: RefSeq, a predicted model, not a curated record
AUGGCUACUGCUCAAGUGUUGAAAACUGGUCCGUAUCUCGCACGUGUUGCCCUCCAAAAUGCUACUGAAGAACUCUCGAACCAGAUACCAGAUGGAUUCCCUCACGAACUGAACUCUGACCUUGUAUGGAAUGGAAGCGACAUUACUGAAAAGUACAAUUUCGUCUACGAAAUCAAUGCGGAAGAGCUUCAGGAGAUCGAAGAUGCACUAGAAUACUUCAAAUCUCUUAGCAAACCACUCGGCUUCGUCAACAAAGACACAUUUUCUCUUCCAAAGCUGCACACUGAACUGCGCAACAUUUCCGAUGAGGUCCAUAAUCGAUGCGGCUUCAAGGUUCUUCGAGGCCUGCCAUUUGAUAAACAUGACAUCUCGUCGCACGUUGCUCCGAUUAGAGGGCGCCAGGACUUUCAGUACCAGGGAAAACCGGCGCAUGUCGUCUUAGGUCACAUCAAAGACCUAAGCUCGAUUGUGGAUGCUAACAAAAUUGGCGCACCUGCUUAUACGACUGAUAAGCAGGUAUUCCAUACUGACUCGGGUGAUGGUAUUGCCUUGGCAUGCUUGGAGACUGCUGCGGAGGGCGGGGAAAGUAAAUUGUCCAGCUCAUGGACAGUAUACAAAGAGCUUGCCAGAACGAGACCAGAUCUUAUCAGGACCCUAGCUGAACCUUGGGCCAGCGAGAAUUUUGGUGGUAGGGGGGACAAGUAUGCACUUCGACCGUUGCUUCACUAUCAGCCAAAGACCAAGUCUACUCCUGAGAGACUGAUCAUCCAGUAUGCACGAAGGACGUUCACAGGCUAUUGGGGUUUGCCAAGAUCCUCUGAUGUGCCACCCAUAACUGAAGCUCAGGCCGAAGCCCUUGAUGCCCUCCAUUUUCUAGCUGAGAAACAUGCUGUUUCUCUUGGUUUUAGAAAGGGCGAUGUGCAAUAUAUCAACAAUUUGAGCGUUUUCCAUGCCAGAGAUAGAUUCAAGAACACUCUGGAGCAGCAGCGUCAUUUUAUCCGCCUUUGGUUGCGUGAUCCUGAGAAUGCAUGGCCCACGCCUGAGGCGUUGAAGUCAAGAUGGUCCAUACGAAGGCGUGGCGCCUGA